This is a messenger RNA of Oikopleura dioica, 2586 nucleotides long. The record is from the annotation of a GenBank genome assembly. NCBI's taxonomy places the organism in Eukaryota, Metazoa, Chordata, Appendicularia, Copelata, Oikopleuridae.
AUGGCAUUCAAUGCCACUGUAGAAGUAAAAACCUCGCGAGAGGUUAAACUUUGCGGAAUGAUUGGUGCCGGAUCCUCACUGAAGGUUAAUUCUGCUUCUGUGUCUGAGAACGAGAUCGGUAUCGGUGGAACAUGCCAGUUCCGAGUUCCAGCCUUGGACAGCAACACAACGUUGGCCAUGUUUUUGGAGGUGGUCAAUCAGCAUAACCAGCCCAUUCCGCAGGGCGGGAAGGGUGUCGUUCAAUUUGUUACGCGUUACACUCACCCUUCUGGCGAAAUUCGCGUUCGAGUUACUACGCUUGCUCGAGCAUGGGCAGAUCCUAAUACUGGAACAGAAUACAUCCAAGCAGGGUUUGAUCAAGAAGCCGCCUCCGUGCUCAUGGGCCGAUGGGCUACCUUUAGAGCUCUCACCGACGAUGGACCAGACGUGCUGCGAUGGCUGGAUAGAACCCUCAUUCGCCUCUGCCAGCGCUUUGGCCAGUACGCCAAAGAUAACGCAGAGUCGUUCAGAUUCCCAGAAACUUUCUCAAUGUAUCCACAAUUCAUGUUCCAUCUUCGACGAUCAUCUCAGCUGCAAGUUUUCGGCCAUUCUCCAGACGAAUCUGCCUACUUCAGAUACCAGUUGGCCAUUCAGCCACUUUCUGAAUGUCUGCUUAUGAUCCAGCCUGCUCUUUUCGCGUACUCUUUCAAUGGUCCCCCAGAGCCCGUUCUUCUUGAUUCAACAUCCAUUCAGCCAGACCGCAUUCUUCUGUUAGACACCUUCUUCCAGGUCUUGAUUUACCACGGAGAAACGAUUCAUCAAUGGAAAGUGGCCAAAUAUCACGAGCAGCCGGAAUACGCUACUUUUGCUCAAUUAAUGCAAGCACCUGUCGAAGAUUCGCAAGAAACUCUAGCAGAACGUUUCCCCAUUCCGAGAUAUGUUGAAACGUACCAUGAUCACUCACAGGCUCGGUUCCUCCUCGCAAAAGUCAACCCCUCGACGACUCACAACAACAUGGGUUGGGGAGCAGAGAGCUCUGCCCCUGUUCUCACGGACGAUGUUUCCCUACAGUUGGGAAUCACGCACUCAGUUGGCUCCCAUACUGUCGACCGUGAUGUUCUACUCCAGGACUUCGAAGUGAUCGAAACUAUCGCAUUUCCAAAGGCCGGAACUACCCUGACCCCGCAUCAUACAUUCGAUGACUUCCGUUUCAAGUCCUACGCUCCACUCGCCUUUCGAUACUUUCGCGAUAUAUUCAAUAUUUCCACUGAAGACUUUUUGCAUUCGAUAGGCGCUCGAAGCCUCAUCCCGAUCGGCAAUCCUGGCGCUUCUGGAAGCUGCUUCUGGAUAACGCACGAUGAUGAGUUUAUUGUCAAAACGGUUCAGCAAAAAGAGGCGAGCUUCCUCACAAAACUACUUCCAGCCUAUUUUAUGGCCGUCCAUCAGAAUCCCAAAACGCUCCUGCCAAAAUUCUACGGCCUUUUCAAUAUUAACAUUGGAGGACACAACAUAAGAGUCUGCGUUAUGAACAACUUAUUGCCUCGGCGUGUGAAGAUGCACCAGAAGUAUGAUCUGAAGGGCUCAACUUUCAAAAGGAAAGCGAGCAAGUCCGAACGCGAGAAAAAAUCACCCACUUUCAAGGAUCUUGAUUUUGUGGAUUUCCUCCCUGACGGAAUCAAGCUAGAAUUUGAAUAUUACGAAGCCCUGAAGCAUACAAUUCAAGCUGACACCAGGCUGUUGCACUCGUUUAAAAUCAUGGAUUACAGCCUCCUACUCGGAAUUCACAAUGAAACGCUUGAAGCUGAAUCACGCGAUAAGGAAGAAAAACAAUCAAUUGAUUCAGAAGGAUCAACUGUGACACUUCGUGGUUCUAAAAAACCCCGAGACCGCUCAAAACAUAUUUCUUUAAAUCCAACGACUCUUCAAAAUAUUCUUGCGAAGUCAACCCGUCCAGAACGAUUCCAAAUCGCAGCAGAUCCCUGGGGCGGCAUCCCGGCUACUAAUAGCAACGGGGACAAAUUGAAGAUCUAUCUGGGAAUCAUCGAUAUUCUCCAGUGUUAUAAAACCAUGAAGAAGUUGGAGCAUGCUUGGAAAGCUAUUAUCUACGAUGGCAAGACAGUAUCGGUUCAUCGCCCUGGAUUCUAUAAAAAACGCUUUGAGAGUUUUUUGUUCGGCACUGUAUUCAGAAACUUGCCCAUGACUGAAUCACUUCGCAGGCUGAAUGAAAAGGACAAGCAGAAACUGAAGCAACGCGCCAAGUUUCCGCCCAAGACUAUCGCCGAGCACGAUGCCGAAGUGGCCAUGGACGGGAAUCUCGGGGAUAUACAAGCCAAACUGACUGCCGAGCUGAAUGAAAAUAUCAACUCUAUUGAUAGACGAAGAACAUUCAAGGGCACAAACAUACCUAUAAAAAGAGACGACGCUGUCAUCACUCCUGACGGAUCCGGCGACUCCGCUGAUCUCGAUGCCAAAGAUGUCGAAGUAACUAUUGCGGAAAAAGUCGAGGAGCCGCCUACAGUCAAAGUUCUCCACUGCUCGCACGAGAUGUCCACCGAUUCUGAGCAAGUUCACAAAUCAACCGACCAGAUUUCCGCAACGACGCAUUGA